CCUUGAGACGCCGUCAGACUGUGUCAAGUGUGUGUGUGAGUAGACAGUGUGCGGCUGUACCACCGUCAGUGAGCUGACAGGGUUGAAUCUGGGCCGCGGAACCGGAGCUCAGCCGACCCCUGUGUGGAAUAACUGCAUACUGAAGGCACUUUCCACCGCAGACUCUGGCGCUGUGUCUCUGCCCGACUGACGGCAGUGGAUGGGAACCUGCUAACACAGCUGGCGACUAGUAUGCAGCUGCUGAUCUGUGUGUCUGUUUGACCGAGGGCGAGCUGAGCUACAAGCACACAGCUGACCGGAUGAAGUGCGGCAUCGGCUGCAGGCACUGACGCAAAAUGUGGCUUCUUCAUGCAGGGUUGAGCAGAGGUAGAGGGAUGGCGCUGUCCUUUCUUCUCUUCUUCUCCGCCAUGUUGCCCUUACUCAGCGUGUCUGCGUAUAAUACAUCUGCUGGUUGUGCAAUCAUCCGUCCUCCAAGAGAUGGAGGGAUAAGGUACAGAGGUCUGACACAGGAGCAGAUUCGCAGUGUGCAGGUGCUCCCGGUAGACUAUGAGAUAGAGUACAUCUGCAGAGGCAACAGGGUGAUUGUGGGACCUAAGGUCAGAAAAUGUUUGCCCAAUGGCACUUGGACCGAUCUGAGCCAGCGCAGCAGAUGCUUGUUGCUGUGUCCUCGGGUGUGGACAUCUUUGGAAAAUGGCCGGGUGGUGUCUUGGCCCCUGGGGCCCCCGGUGGAGGGGACUGUGCUGCAUUACAGCUGUCUGCCCAGCUUCAUCCUCAUGGGCCGAAACUCAACACAGUGCAAUAAGUUGGGCAAGUGGGACGUGCCCAAGCCUGUGUGUCACUAUGAUCGGCACUACAAAGGCAAGAAGAAGCUUUACAUCGGAGCCCUGUUCCCCAUGAGCGGAGGCUGGCCCGGCGGACAAGCCUGCCUCCCCGCCGCUCAGAUGGCCAUGGACCUGGUGAAUAACAGGACCGACAUACUGCCGGACUACGAGCUGGAGCUGAUACACUACGACAGCAUGUGUGAUCCAGGGGAGGCCACCAAGCUGCUGUAUGACCUCCUGUACACGGAGCCGAUUAAAAUUGUGCUGAUGCCAGGCUGCAGCUCUGUGUCCACGCUGGUGGCCGAGGCUGCUCGCAUGUGGAACCUCAUAGUGCUGUCGUAUGGCUCCAGCUCACCGGCUCUGUCCAACCGCCAGCGCUUUCCCACUUUCUUCCGCACUCAUCCUUCUGCCACGCUGCAUAACCCCACUCGAGUACAGCUCUUCCAGAAGUGGAAAUGGACCAAGAUUGCCACCAUUCAGCAAACAACAGAAGUUUUUACAUCAACUCUGGAUGAUCUGGAGGACAGGGUGGCGGAGGCAGGCAUUGAGAUCAGCGUUCGUCAGAGCUUCCUCACCGACCCCGCUGUGGCUGUCAAAAAUCUCAAGCGCCAAGAUGCCAGAAUUAUUGUUGGUCUGUUCUAUGAGACGGAGGCCAGGAAGGUGUUCUGUGAGGUGUACAAGGAGAAGCUGUAUGGGAAAAAGUAUGUCUGGUUCCUCAUUGGCUGGUACGCUGACAACUGGUUUAAGAUCAAUGACCCAUCCAUCAACUGUACUGUGGAGCAGAUGACGGAGGCUGUGGAGGGUCAUGUGACCACUGAGAUUGUCAUGCUCAACCCAGAGACGGUGCGAGGAGCCUCUAACCUGACCUCUCAGGAGUUUCUAGCCCAGCUGAUGUCUAAACUUGGGGGUAAAAAUCCAGAGGAGACAGGCGGUUUCCAGGAGGCCCCACUGGCCUACGACGCUGUGUGGGCUCUAGCCUUGGCCCUCAACAAGACUGUGGGGCCCUUAAAAGCCAAGGGUCACCGACUCGAAGAUUUCAACUACAACAACCGAGCUAUCACUGCUGAGAUCUACCGAGCCAUGAACACCAGCUCCUUUGAAGGAGUCUCAGGUCAUGUUGUAUUUGACGCUCAAGGUUCUCGAAUGGCCUGGACUCUUAUUGAACAGCUUCAAGGAGGGAGCUAUAAGAAGAUUGGAUACUACGACAGCACUAAAGGCAAUCUGUCCUGGUAUGGGAAUGACAAGUGGAUAGGCUCAGGACCCCCAGCAGACCAGACAGUAGUUAUCGAGGAAUUUCGCUACCUUUCCCAAAAGCUCUUUGUGUCUGUGUCUGUCUUUGCUGGGUUGGGAAUCCUGCUGGGAAUCGUCUGCCUCACCUUCAACAUCUACAACAGCAAUGUCAGGUACAUUCAGAACUCUCAGCCCUACCUUAACAACAUGACCGCAGUGGGCUGCAUGAUGGCCCUGGCUGCUGUCUUCCCUCUGGGAAUCGACGGCCUUCAUGUCCACAGGAGGCAGUUCCCCGUUGUCUGCCAGUUUCGCCUGUGGCUGCUUGGCCUGGGUUUCAGCCUCGCCUACGGCAGUAUGUUCACCAAGAUCUGGUGGGUCCACACCGUCUUCACCAAGAAGGAUGACAAGAAGGAUAAGAGAAAGCAGCACCUGGAACCAUGGAAACUCUAUGCUACUGUCGGUGUUCUGCUCAGCAUCGACAUCCUGUCUCUCAUGAUCUGGCAGCUUGUAGAUCCUUUACAUAUCACAGUGGAGAAAUUCACCAGAGAAGCCCCCAAAGGAGACCUGGAUGUUUUGAUUCAGCCUUUACUGGAACAUUGCAGCUCAGAAAAGAUGAACACCUGGCUAGGUGUGGUGUACGGUUAUAAAGGCCUACUGCUGCUUCUCGGCAUCUUCCUGGCCUAUGAAACCAAGUCCAUCUCUACGGAGAAGAUCAAUGACCAUCGAGCUGUGGGCAUGGCAAUCUAUAAUGUUGCUGUGCUGUGUAUGAUCACAGCUCCCGUUACCAUGAUCCUGUCCUCCCAGCAGGAUGCCUCCUUCGCCUUUGCCUCCUUGGCCAUCGUGUUCUCUGUCUACAUUACCCUGGUGGUUCUGUUCGUCCCCAAGAUGCGGCGUCUGAUCACGCGGGGUGAAUGGCAGUCAGAUGCCCAGGAGACCAUGAAGACCGGCUCGUCCACCAACAACAACGACGAGGAAAAGUCGAGACAGCUGGAGAGAGAGAACAAGGAGCUACAGAAGAUCAUCCAGGAGAAAGAAGAGCGUGUGUCAGAGCUGAGAAACCAGCUGUCUGAGCGACAGGCCCUGCGAUCAAGGAGAAGAGCGUCCACUGUCACCAAUCAGAACCACAGCUCUCCCCCCCUCACCAUCCCCCAGAGUGAUCCCAGGUCCUUGGCCCAUCCUCCGGGGUACCCCGCGCCCACCUCCGACCCCCAUCCCAUCUCUCCAUCCUUCGCCAACUCUUCCAGCCUCUACCAACCGGACAGCAAGAUCAGCCGAAAUAACUGCCACACCAGCCGGCUGCAGCUGCUGUACAAGUAAUAAGUGGUGAACAUCGACAGGACGUGGACAGUAGUGACGUUCAUAGCUACAUACUGUAGAGACAGAGAAGUAUAAACACGAGUUGAAUUAUAAAUAAGUAUCUGUUGGAGGAGCUGACUCCACCAAUCAGCAGAGGCUAGAGGAUAACCAAUGGAAAGGUUUACAUCAAAGAAAUCUUCAGUGAGGAUUUACAUUUCCACUUGUUUCGCUCUCCGGGGUGAUCAAAACGUUACUUUUCUUUCCUCUCAGAGAAAAGAAAAAAGAUGUACAUACAUCUUGUUAUAGAAUUUUGCAUCUGUGAUCCACCAGUGACUUAUCAUGUGCCAUCUUGAGUUUGAGAAAAAGUCGCUCAGAACUGACUGUUUGCUAAGCCCUGGUCCCCACAGCUACAGUUGCUGACCUGACGAGCUUUCCAUUGUAAACUGCAUUAUGUGCAGUGUAGUUUACAAUGGUUAGAUUUACCUUCGAAAUCCAUGGUAAUGUAUGAAACAAAAAGUUGUUGCCUUUAGACAAAACAAGACAAAAGUAGCUUCUCAUUUUUGGCAAGUGUUGAUUUUGUUGGCUAAAACCACAACUACUGGCAGAUUUCAAUCGAUUUAUUUUCUAAUUAUGAUCAUAGUGCGGUACGAUGAAGAAAAUGAAACAUAGAUAUAGCCUAUAUCUCAGCAUUUCAGUCAUUCUGUGAAAAAAAUGUUAAUGAAAUUGUGAUUUUUAAAGUUAAUAUUAUUAUUCAAGAUCUAAACUUAGAAGAGCUGAACACAAGCUAUUUUAUAUUCACAGAGCCUUCACUGUCGGAUAAACAGUCUUGCCCUGCAUUAGAAAAUUUCAAACAACAAAAGAGCUGAUAGAACAAUGAGAAGAAUUUGUCAAAAAAUAAGCUUAUUAUGUAUGUAUGAUGGUUAAAACAUUCUAUUAAAAAAAACACAAUUUGUGUUGCUUUAGUCAAUAUCAGAGCCAAGAAAGAUAGUUGAUUGUAUAUCUAUCGAUCAAGCCCGAUGAAAUUAAUUAAAUGAAAUUACAAACAUGUCUUAAGGACAUAAAAUCCUGGAUGAGCUGAAAUUUUCUGAUGUUAAACUCAGAAAAAAAUUAAAUCCUUGUACUUGGCCCCAAAAACCUUAGAGACUCACUGUCUAAAGAUAUAGCUACUCUAGAUGGUAUUACCUUGGCCUCUAGCACCACUGUCAGGAAUCUUGGAGUUAUCUUUGAUCAGGACAUGUCAUUUAAUUCCCAUAUAAAGCAAACCUCUAGGACUGCCUUCUUUCAUUUACGUAAUAUUACAAAAAUUAGACACAUCCUGUCACAGACGGAUGCAGAAAAACUAAUCCAUGCAUUUGUUACUUCUAGGCUGGAUUACUGCAAAUCUUUAUUAUCAGGCUGCACCAAUAAGUCCAUUAAAACGCUCCAAUUAAUUCAGAACGCUGCAGCACGAGUACUGACAGGAACUAGAAAAAGAGAUCACAUCUCUCCUGUAUUAGAGUCUCUGCACUUACUCCCUGUAAAAUUUAGAAUAAAAUUUAAAAUCCUCCUCCUCACCUAUAAAGCUCUUCAUGGUCAGGCCCCUUCAUAUCUUAAAGAGCUCAUAGUACCCUAUUACCCCUCUAGAACACUACGUUCUCUGAAUGCAGGGCUACUUGUGGUUCCUAUAGUCUCUAAAAGUAGAACAGGAGCCAGAGCCUUCAGUUACCAAGCUCCUCUCCUGUGGAACCAGCUUCCAGUUGUGGUUCGGGAGGCAGACACCCUCACCACAUUUAAGAGUAGGCUUAAGACGUUCCUCUUUGAUAAAGCUUAUAGUUAGGGCUGGAUCAGGUGAGUCCUGAACCAUCCCUUAGUUAUGCUGCUAUAGGCAUAGACUAUCGGGGGAUUUCCCAUGGUGCACUGAGCUCCUCUCUUCCUCUCUCUCUCUUUCUGCACUCAUUCAUGUCCCAUUAACGCAUGUUCCUAACUUUACUUCUUCCCUGGAGUUCUUGUGCUUUCUUGUCUCGCAGGUUCCCAUGGAUCCUGGUGGAGCCUCCUGCCAUGGUCCUGCUUGACUGCCAUUGCUAAUAUCACUGAUAUUAUUAGGGACUGAGCCAGCGACCGCUGGAGGUCCCUAUUGUAUUUGCUAGAAUUCUUACCCUAUUAUUAUUUUCAGCGCCUUUGACUGCAUUUUUGACCCCUGAACAUAUACAAAAACUAAAUUUUUAGGGACUGAGCCAGCGACUGCUGGAGAUCCCUAUUGUAUUUGCUAUGUUUCUUAUUAUUUUUAGCGCCUUUGCCCCCUUAACAUAUACGAAAACUCAAUUUUAUUUGGCAAGUUGUCAGGCCUGGUGAAAAAUGUUAUAUUCUAUGCGUCGCUUUCAGGUCCGUCACUAGGUGGCACUACUAUCAUGAAAAGUGUGUUUAGGCUAAUAACUCCCGCAUCGUUUGUCACACAUUCAAAAACCUUGUAUCCACGCAUUUGGUGAAUGGAACUGAAUCUUCCCAUAUAGGCCACGCCCACUUCCGCCUAUAAUUUUUCUUCGCUAGUCUUCUUCUAAUGUCCAUAAACUACUUUUUCGUGUUCCUCCUAUGCACUUUGUCCGAUUCGCACAACAUUUUUCACGUAGCAUCUGGGGCACCGUCCUAAUAAAAAAGUAAUUCAAAGUAUUUUGAUAUUUCAAAAAAUAAGCACGUUAUAAAAUUAGCACUUCCUGUAAAUUUUUCGUCAAAAAAGGAAGAGGGCCAUUUCUCCACAUUGGUAUGUCCAAUUGACACCAAGCUUGGGCCCAUAGUUCCCCAUGUCUUCUUUAGGCAUCAUGCACAAUUUCAGGUCAUCGGCACUCUGUGGCGCUCUUUAAAAUGAAGAAGUUUAUAUCUGUGCAACGGCACGUGUGAUUAAAAUUAAACUAGGUACGAUGCUUGCCCAUGGCUUCCUGAGGCUCCCUUAAAAAUAUGUCAACAAUCCGCCACUAGGUGGUGCUCUGGUGGCAGUGUACAUCACUGUGCGGAGAUCGUAAUAGUUAUGAAUAUGAAAUUCAGAGGGCACAUGUAGACUGGUGCCUGUAGCUCACCUACCAAAAAUCAUGUUUGUCGUAUUUGUAACGCCCCCUACAGGAUAAGAAAAAAGUAGCCCCGGCGCCACGUUUCACCGAUAUGUAUGAAACUCGGUAGGCACGUGUAACAUGUCGAGACGUACAAAAAAGCCUCUUGGACCCAUACCCCAAACCCCACGGGAAGUCGGCCAUUUUGAUUUAGAUUUUCACUUUCGGCGAACUUUUCGCGUUGUAUUUGAACAAACUUCUCCUAGGGAAUUUAUUGGAUCUGCUUCAAAAUUUGUCAGUACUGUCAAAAAAUGGUGCUGAUUAAAGGUUGCACUAUUUACUACAUUCCGUCAAACGGCGUGUCCGUGGCAUGGCAUCAAAGUCAGCCAUUUUGAAUUCUGUGCUCAUUUUCUGUGAUUUUUCGUCUUGUAUUUGAACGAACUCCUCCUAGGGAAUUUAUCGGAUCAACUUCAAAUUUAAUCAGCGCAAUCUAAAGACAUUCAUAAUUAAAAGUUGUGCUAUUUACGACAUUCCGUCAAACAGCGUGCCCAUGGCGUUGCGUUGAAUUUCGACCAUUCACCAUGAACAGAUUGUACACUGAAGUUGAGUACUAUGUCCAAUCUCGACUAAACUUCACAUAUUCUGUAACAGUCCUAGCUUGAACACAUCCUCACAGCUUCAGUGUACAUUAUCUGAUCUCAACGAAACUUCGCGUUUGAUAAGAGUCCCGCCCUGAACACGUCUACAUGACAGUAUUCAGACAUAGUGAUAGUGCCACCUACUGGCAACAGGAAGUAAUCGUGCUGGCGAUUUUGAGCUGAUUUACAUGAGAUUUUCAUGUUGUGGUCCGCACGUGUUACGGCGGCACGUGACGCGGCCGCAGCACCCCCCGAGUUGCGUGGAGUGCGAGGUCUCGACCAAUGCUGCUUGCAGCUUUAAUUAUUAAUAAUAAUUCUAUUAUUAUUAAUAUUAUUAUUACUACAGUUACUAUUAUUACUAUUGUCACUGCUCAUUGUCCCCCACCGUUGCUGUUGUCCUCGUCAUCAUCUUCAUGUUCAUCAUCAUCAGUCACUACUAUUAGUGUAGUUGUUGCUACUGUUGUUGCUGUGCACCUGUCUGUCUGUCUGUCUCUCUCUCUGUCUCUGUCUCUCUCUCUCUCUCUCUCUCUCUCUCUCACACUCUCUCUCUCUCUCACCCCAACUGGUCGAGGCAGACGACCACCCACCUAGAGUCGAAGGGUCUGUCCUAAGUUUCUGCCUCUUAAAAGGCAGUUUUUCCUUGCCCCCGUCGCCAAGUGCUUGCUCAUGGUGGUACUGUUGGGUCUCUUUAAAUGUUAUAAGGAGUUCGGUCAAGACCUGCUCUAUUUGAAAAGUGUCCUGAGAUAAUUGAAUUGAGUUGAAAUGAAUUGAGUCUUGUUCCCAGGGCGUCAAAUACAGACGUUUUGGCACCCUGGGAAUAUGAUUCAACAAUCGGUCUUGAAGCUUCCAACCCAAAGCAUCUUUAUGUCUCUCUCAGCUGUGAUUGGUUGUUUGCAUCCACGCCCGGUGGAUUCUUGGAAAUGCCAUUAGGAGCACUAGCCAGAGGAACUUUAAAUGGAGAAGGGGCUUAGCAGAGUGUCAAUUGGAGACAAAGAGAAAUAUUAUGGCAAAGCAUUUAUCAUAUCUGUACCUUACAAUAUUGCCUCCUAAUGUGUUUAGAUAGUGCUAUGUACUGUAUUAAGAGGCUUGACAAAAGGAAAGACUUUUAUGAUAAACAAUGCCAGUGUUGGCAGUGGCAAAAUCACUUGUAUAAUUACAUAAUAAGAUUUGUAACUGUUCUUGUUAAAUGUUUGAUGGCGUUUUUUUUACAUCGUCUCUGUUCAAAGAGACUGCUGAGUCAUUGUACAUAGUUGUGUGUGUUCAUGCUAAACCCCUCACUGUGGAACUCAGUCCUUUAGAUUAAGGGUUUCAAAGAAAACUGAGCUGAGGACAGUGCUGUCAUCUGUCAGGUAUUCACUGUUUUGAGGGCUGUGACUGCCACACUCAAGAGCUGAAGGAAUUUAAAUGAGGUUAAAAGCAUCAAUCCAAAUACCUUUAUCUGUUUAAUGUUAGGCAGCAGCUGGGUGUUUAAUUUUCCUGUGGACAAGGCAGAUAAAUACCCAAACUGAAAUGCAAUGGGCAAGCUGUCAACUGACAGGCUUAAAUGUCAAACCAAACAAAGGUUAAUGCAGUCAGAGUUUGUUAGCAUGUAAUGUUUAACCUUUUUUAGUUCUUCUUGUUCUUCAGGAGCUUUUUUUUUGUUCUUCAGGAGCUGAACUAUUUUCAUGUCUGAAUGAAUAAAUAUCUCAGUGCUCAAAGGCUGUGGCUCAUGAGGUAGAGUUGUCCACUAAUCAGAAGGUUGGUGGUUCGAUGUCCAGCUCCCCAAAUUGCUCCUGAUGCUGUGCCAUUGGGGUGUUUCAUUUUGAAUCAAUGUGUGUGAAUGGUUGAAUGUGGCAUGUAAAGUGCUUUGAGUGGUCAGAAGACUAAAAAGGAAAGGCGCUUUAUAAGUUCAGUCCAUUUACCGGUUAGCAUGUUGCUGCAUGCUGGAGCGAACAAAGAAAAUACUGCAUUACAGACCAGUAUAAACUGAUAUCUGUGGCAGCAGGUGUGAAGAGUGCAUCUGAAUUUGAAAUUCAGAACUUAAAAUUAAUUUAAUGUAGUUUACCCUAUAUUUUAUACUUGUAUGGAACGUUUUGAUUAGGUUGGUUUAUUUCUUGAGCAGGAAGUACACCAUGCAUUUCAAAUGUAGUUCUUCAGUUUCCUCUGUCUGUGAUUGUAUUUUUAUGAACGAAAGGUAAAACAAAGCAGCACUGAUUCAAACAAACACAAACACAGUCACCUCAGUUUUGUCUUUACUUUAUCUAGGGAUGCACUGAUACCACUUUUUUGUAUAAGUUCUUACAUUUGGAUAGUUGCCGAAACAGUUUCCCGAUAUGUGUACUGAAUAAUACCAUUACAGCUCUGAAUUUGACUUUGAAAACAUGUUUUAUUUUCAUCAGAUGUUCCUCACUAUCUAACUGUAAAAAAUUUAAUGUAAUUCAAAACUGAUGACUUCCCCUCCACCUAACCGCAUACCUGAUACAGGUAUUGGUAUGUGUGCAUCCCUAAUUUUAGCUAGAGAUAAAUCUGGCACAUCUGUUAACUCAUUUGUUCAAUACACUACUACUACACACUACUAAAGCGAGUCAAUGGGAGUAUAGUCAGCUGGUGGAAAAGAGAUAAAGAUUUGAGUAUCAUUGACAUAAAUAUGAAAAUCAAUGUUGUUGUUAAUCAAAUCUGGCCUAACGGGAACCUGUUUAGAUUAAUUAGAAGGGGACCAUGUAUUGAUCCUCGUGGCACUCUGCAGAUCAUGCUGGCCUGCUUGGAAGUAAGAGCGCCAAUAUUUUUUCAACCCCAACCUUAUUUUUCAUUUUAUGUCAAAAUGACAGCAGCAAUCAUUGGGGGUAAUUACACACAUUGUUUGGGGGUGGCUUUUAUUUAAAUGUAUUUAUUUCAAAUUAAACACAUGGGAAAAUAAGGUCCAGGUUUUUACUUUAAAUAGUUAGAACCAUCAUGCUGCCUCCUGAUACAAGUUUGGUUUGUUUCAACACAUUUUCCCCACAGCCAUAAACACUCUUGAGACGAAAACCAAAAAGGCUGACAUUUGAGUUCCCCUGUGCAGGCAGCAUUUCACUACUUGUUCACGUGUUUACUCUUCUGCUUCUUUGGUCUCACUUCCAACUAAAGCUUUGUGUGGGGAUUUUGUAGACAAACAGGAAGUUUCAUACAGUUUCAAUGAAAAGGUUUCGAUAACAGAAAGUGAGAUUACAGCAUGUGUUUGACUUCUGUUUACCUUAUAAUAACUUACAUACUAAGAGAGAUAAUAACCAGGGGCUUUUUCUUUCUUAGUGUGUGUCUAUGAAUUUUAUUUUCCUGUGAAGUGGGUCUCACAGAUUUUACUGUUAACGCUGAUCAAAUCUUUGGUCACUUUGAGCUGUUGCUCGAUCAAAAAAACAAAUGGUGCUGGGAUGCAAAUCAGCAGCAGGAACCGGAGUAACUAAGCUGGUACACAGUUUCACUUCCCUAAUCGGGGUUGGCAUUGAUUGAAUUAGAAAAUUGGAAUUUAAAGUUAUGAUGCUAAAGAUAUUCAUGAAACCAGAUUCCAUUUUGAUAUUUAUUUAUGGUAGGCAUUUUCGAAAUGUGGCACUUUUAACUGUAUGUCAUCAUCUACUACUGUGAAUGGGGUUUAUUUUAAGGUCCAGUGUGUCAUAUAUAGGAGAGUCUAUUGGCAGAAAUGGAAUUUGAUAUUCAUAUGUAUGUUUUUAUUAGUGUAUAAUCACCUGAAUAUAAAAAUCCUGUUUUUGUUACUUUAAAUGAGCCAUUUUUACAGUUACCAUGGCUUGCCUUCCAUGGAACUGCCAUGUUUCUACAGUAGCCCAGAAUGGACAAACCUAACACUGGCUCUCAACAGGGACUUGAGAUCUGCAACUACACCGCAAAUCCUACACACUGGACCUUUUAGUUUUCAUAGAGGCUUUGAGUUAUGAUUUUGGUGGAACUUCUGUUUCCAAAGUCAAGAAUGAAUUUUCAUGCAGUGAGACUGCCAUUGGUAUUAGCAGCACAGGAUUAAUUGAAAGUGCCAUAUAAUAUUUGUUCCUCUGCACUGAUCAGAAUCAGACUUCAUUUUUCACUUACAAGGAAUUUGCCUUGGUACAUUGUUGCAUAAGAAUUACAAUCAAUAUACUAUAUCAAGUAUAAGAAUCAAUAUAGUUUCCUUGUGACAGCUUUCAAUUGAGGUUCCAGCUUUUAAAUAUCAUUUUUCAUUCCUUGUGUGAUAUACAUGCUGUCUUAAACUCUGAGUCGGUCUUGACUUCCAGUUUAGUCUCAUGCUCUCUCCUUGUUGUUUCAUUUGUGUGGGUGAUCUCACUUGUCGUAAGCACUCCUGAAUUGACUAACAACUACAGUAUGAGGUGCAGAUGUAUAAACCAUGAGAACAUUAUGUGACCAUUUGUAAAUAUCUACUGUAUGUUUGUCUGUAAUGUAUCUUAACUGUCCAGUCUGUAAAGCAGUAGAGCUAUAAGUGAUGUUGAUACACAUGAGAAUAUGUACACUGACUAUAAAUAAUGAUGAUGUUAAUAAUGAUGACAUGGACUUUGCAUAUACAAGCUGUAUUUCAUGUGAUACAGUAUUCAAAGUAUAUUUCUAUAUGCUGUAUUAUCUGAUGUUGGAGAUGCAAGAAUGAAAAUAAAAGUAGAUGUUUUUGUCAAA
Messenger RNA from Dicentrarchus labrax (European seabass), 11631 nucleotides. It is a transcript of the gene gabbr1b, whose product is annotated as gamma-aminobutyric acid (GABA) B receptor, 1b. Gene Ontology annotation, cellular component: G protein-coupled receptor heterodimeric complex; membrane. Gene Ontology annotation, biological process: G protein-coupled receptor signaling pathway; gamma-aminobutyric acid signaling pathway. The record is from RefSeq and is a predicted model, not a curated record. Gene Ontology annotation, molecular function: G protein-coupled GABA receptor activity. The coding region runs from base 336 to 3368 and encodes 1010 amino acids. The transcript has 25 exons. NCBI's taxonomy places the organism in Eukaryota, Metazoa, Chordata, Actinopteri, Moronidae.